Molecule: messenger RNA, 309 nt
Organism: Prunus armeniaca (apricot)
Lineage: Eukaryota; Viridiplantae; Streptophyta; Magnoliopsida; Rosales; Rosaceae
Source: the annotation of a GenBank genome assembly
AUGAAGGGAAGGAUUGGGCUGAGGUCAUUCCGCAUACCUGAAAACCAAGCACUAUUCAACAAAAACAAAGCUCACUACCCCGAGGCAAAAUUUUACACCGAAUGCACAGGCGCUAGAAGCAAACCAUCUAAGGAUUUCGGGACCUAUCUCCCUUCAUGGACUGAAAUUCGUGAUCUAAGCAACGAGGAGCUCAUCACCACUGUUGAUCGAGAAAGAAAAAAGCACUCGGAGGUCAAUAACCAUGCCUACGACCAUCCCCAAUGCUCAAAGGUGACGCUGCCAGAUGGGCGCACGGUGUAUCGCUUAUGA